UACCGCUUACUCAUUCACCAACCUCACCGCCGCUUACACCUUUUAUGCCAGAAACGAAUGGCCCUAAAGUACCUGGAUCACGUUCAGAGUUAAAGGGUGUACUCAGAAAAGAAAGAUACGAAUAUAAAGCACCUUGGCCUGUAUAUGGCUUAGAUUGGUCAAAACGACCUGGUGAUAAAUCGUUUAGACUUGCUUUAGGAAGUUUUAUCGAAGAAAAUGCAAACAAG
Racocetra persica is the source of this 227-nucleotide messenger RNA. NCBI's taxonomy places the organism in Eukaryota, Fungi, Glomeromycota, Glomeromycetes, Diversisporales, Gigasporaceae. The record is from the annotation of a GenBank genome assembly.